AUAAACAACCUCAACGAGACCAAAAUAUGUUGCCGGGCAUUCUGCCUUCGUUGUUUGGUUUCGCGGACGAACGUCGUGACGAGUGCGGUUGUUGGCAUACGUUGGACCUAACGUCGUUUCGGCGGAUACUCACCUCCACACUUUUCCAGGAUUAAAUGUAAAGGAAUGAAGCCCCCGGCGUUCAGCCUUCCACGUCACACCGACGAGCCCAGCCUGUGGGGUCCCCUGGCAACCACAGUGGUUGGGCUGUGCCUCAGCCUGUGCGGCACGGUAACCUUCAUGGUCGGCUUCGUGUGGCUCCGGUACCAGCCUGUGUGGGUGGCCGGGGUACUCCUGUUUGCGCUCAGCCUUGUAGCCAUUUGCUCUGGCAUGCUGGCCUACAAGACGCAGGUAGACCGCUUCAGGCACGAGACGCAGAACCAGCACUAUGCCACACCCUACGGGCGACUGCACGCGGAGGACGAAGAAGCUGGUCCCUCCCGUCAGGCUGCUGCAGUGAAGUCUGGUCGCUUGGGCCCGUCGAAUGCACCGCCAUCCAUGAUCAUCCUCCAAGACACGGCCGGCUGGAACGGAACAGCACCGCAGUCGCAUAAUUUGCACGCUUGUGGCGUCGCUGUUCACAUCUAGACAGUGUGAUGCCUUCAUCAUGUAGGCGCUAACAUCUACGAGGCGACACCAGCGCAGAUCGAACACUGUCAUCAUCGAUGAUGGCGGUCAUCAUCGAUACUAUUCGGGUUAUCGGCUCUAUCUCGAUUUUAAGGCCGACACGCAGUGUUUAUAGUCAGAGGAGCGCCGUUGCCAGACAUAAGUAGAAGCUUUGUUACACAAAGUGGCAGGGGUACAUGAAUACUUCAAACUUUUUAAUAAGGAAUCUAUAUUUCGCUAUUCCAUUCGGUGCUCGAGUGAAAUAGACAUGACGCACGAAUUAUAGUGCUUUCUAAUAGUUUUCGAAUAGUUCACAUCAUCAAGUGCGCAGAACCAAAUAUGGAACUGGGAAAACGUUGCGAUAACUUUCAUCCCGGCCACAGUGAGCAUACUAAAUCACGUAAAGUUACGUAAUAGAGCACUCUGCGUCGUUCAGCGAGCCAAAGUAUUCCGGCUGAACCCGCAAUAUUACGGUAUUUGCACGAUUCUAACGCGCAUUUCUUUUUAAUAAAUGCGCGUUCAAAUUGACAUGCGCGUUACAUUCGCAACUAAUUCUCCUCAAACUAAAAAAAUGAAACCGAUCCUUACUAAAAAAAAGAAAGCUCCAUGCAAGGUAGCUAGCCACACUGCCCUAAAAAGCGACGCUUUGAGACAUCGUAAGGUGGGUCAUUGGCGCAUGGAAUGCCUUCUUGCAGACAAUGGUUGUGCGAGCCUCCAGAAUUGUGAAAUUUCUAGUGCAAAAAAUUGGACUCAAGAUGACUUUCUGAGGUUAGAAGACCGUGAAAAGGAGGUGUCGUCGGACUCCGAUGGCCACUAGCUGCUAAGAUUCUGCUGUGUGCCUGUUUGUGUGCCUUUCUAUGAUCUGUAAUAUCAUUUCGUCACGGAACACGUGGACUCAGGUUUUGUUACUUUAUGUGCACGGUAGAAUCGGCACCAAGUUAUGUUUUUUUUUUUAAUAUUUGGGCGAUAAUAUACAACUGCACGUUACAGUCGGUGACGCUGUAGAAUUGGGAAAAUACGGUAUUCUUACUGAAAGUUUUCAUCACUAUCGCAUUCAGAGGGGGAAUUUGUUGAAGGGACACGGCACGUGUUUGUUAGAGCUCACGGUGUCGUUAAAGGUAAGGCAACCCUGAACUGAGGACCCACCCAUCGAGGCAGAAUAUCCAACUGAUUUUAUAAAUAAAAGCUAUUACUUCUCUCUUUGGAAUAAAUUGAAAAUAGGCAGUGUCGCAACAAUGCUUUCAUAUAAUAAUGGUGCUAUUUUUCGCUAUCUUCCAAACAGCGAAAAAAAAAUAACACUUUUGUCGUUCCGUAGUCGGCACCGACGAGGAAAACAUAAUUUUUUUAUUUAAAAAGGCUGUAAUUAUUUGAAAACUGUUCGAAACAUCCUUGAAUGUUAUUCGCUUUGACACUGGCACUAUUCGAUUCGUAUCCGAUUCCGCUUCACAAAUUGCUAUUUGCACACACCUACAAACUACGAAGUCAGUGUAGCCUGUUGCCUUGUUGAACACAUUCGGCCUUGGCUUUCUCCCUUGUGGCACUCACGAGUCUCCCGUAGGUUAUGUACAUAGACCUCCUCACCGCAUCGUAAUUCCCCGUUCAAAAUGUUUCUGGGGUGUCAGAACACUAAUUGGCGAGUGAAUAUUGGCCUGAAGCACAGUACUCGAGUUUUAGCCUGGUCGUUACAAGGAAAUAUAUUUAAAUCUUAAGGUUCUCAGUUGGUCGCGUGAAGAUAUAUUUUAUGCUCAGUUCAAGAACUCGUAGUGUUGCAAACACCACGUACAGUGCAUUUUGACGCACAGCUAGAUAUUGCUGUAAAAAGAAGUUGGUGGUGAAUCCAACACAUCGUGUAACUAGCACGCCCGCAAAAUGAGAAAAAUGCCAGCAUCAUCUUGAGAAGGGGCACCGACAUUUUUUUUUCUUCUAAUCAAGCUCGACCAAGAAAACUACGUGGGAAUACGAUUCUGGCGGUGGUUAGGACGACUGAGACGGUUCGAAACAUUGUUUGCCAUCAUGAAUCAACAAUCGCAUGACACUCUAAUGUAUGGAAUACUGCAUUGUUGUUGUUGUUUUUUGUUAGAACUUCAAAGGAGCAUCACAGACACCCACAGCCUUCGGAUGCCCUCCACUUUAGAGGCUGUGUAAUGCUGGCACUGCUGCAGUCAUCUGGAAUAUAGUUCUACUCCUGCAGUAUUAUGUGAAUGUUUGGUUGUUUAGUUCGAGUUGCCAACUUCGAGGAUAUGCAGGCAUGCAGAUGCACUGUCUGCCAGGCACGCCAGGGUAAAUCCAUGUGUUGCAACGCCACUGCCACCACUGUUGUCACAACCACCAUUUGCAUUGCAAUUGCACUCAUGUGAAACUUCGUUGUUCCCUAUUUCUGUAAACCUUGAGCAAGAAAAAUAUAAAAGAGGCAAUGCAUGACACAGGUCGCAUAUGUAUUUGCUUCACCAACGUUGCGCAAAAAUUAAUCACAAUGUUCUGCAGAAAGGGAAAGUUCUUAACGUGAGAGAAAUUCCUGCACUCGCGAGACGCCUUUCUCCCUUUGGAAAAGUUCAAGAGGAACUUUUCAUACUCGUUAGCCCAACGGCCAUCUUUGUAAGACAGGCUGCACUCAACGAGCUGUCUGAGACGUGAUUGGAUUCUUUACGAAAAAGGGGAGGUUCUUAACCGCUAGCAGUUCCUUGCCCUGCAUCACCACACAUGCGCAUGUUCCUCCACAGUGCCAGCGUUUGAAGGUAUAUCUUGUUAUUAUCAUGCCCCAAGGUCCACAUGGUUAGAGAUCGCUGAACCAACACGUCACAAGAGAGCGCUACGAGGAAAAUGCGGGCAAAGGAAGUCAGAGCAUAGAAACGGUAAGGCAUAGCAAACGUUUCCUUGCUGCCGUCAAGGUGCUCAGCGAGUAGGCGUGUCAGUUAUUUUUUAUUUAUUUAUUUUAUUCAUGCGAAUACCUCCAGUGCCACAAGAGCAUUGUAGCAGGGAGGCACUACAGAGAUACAUUGGCACAAAGAUUGACUUCGGAAAGAAAAUAUACAUAUGCAGAAAGCUCAGAUAAAAACAAAUAAGACUAACUUCUGCAGGAAAACAUAGGCAAAGGCAACCGAGGAAACAGUUAAGCGAAAAGAUAAUUGAUCGCAAUAGGCGAACCACAGACCAGCACACAAGUUAAAACAUGGAACAGGGUAAUAUGCAGCUAUGAAAAAAUUAACAAUAAGAAAGAUUUAAACUCGGAACAGGUUUUACAUUGAUUAAUGCUCUUAGAGAGCUUAUUCCGUAGAGCUGAAGCGUGCGGGAAGAAUUAAUUGCGGAAAACUUCAAUGCGACAGCGCAAUUCAAGAAAUUUAUCAUCACGAUCGCAUCCCUAAGCGACAAAGUGUGGAGGCAAAAUGUACAGAUCUUUGUCUAUUCUGGUGACACCAGAGCAUAUCUGGAAAAACGGUUGCAGGUUUGCAGUCAUUCGUCAAUGCGCGAGUGAUUUCCAGCCUAUAUUUUCUGUAAAUACUGAGACACUGCUCCGAAAGUCAUAAUUGCCAGAAACAAACGUGGCCGCACGGUUUUGAAUUCACGCACGAUUUUCAACAAGGUACGACGUUUGAGGGUCCCACGCUUUACAACCGUAUUCAAAAAUUGGACGCACAUUGGUAACGUAAAGUUGUUCCUUGACAUUUAAAGGGGCCCGUUCAAAAUUAUGUCGAUAAGUUAAGUAUAAUGGAUUACUUUAAAUUGCCUAAGAGACACGGUCAUAAACUCCGCUGUCUACCGCAAGUAGAACGUUUGAACUCAGUGUCACCGUCGUUGCCUAAUAACUUGCAACAGCACACGCUUCACUAGCUAUUCCAGCCAUUAGCGCACAGGUGACACAUGACAGGCGCGGUAAUGGAACGGGAGAGCGGUAACGCUCACCUGAAACGUUCUAAUGUCACCCUUCGCCAUGCCCUUCCAAGCCAAAGCAAAUACUGGUGAUCGGAACGAUCUGUAUACGUGGCUUAAUGACCCUCCGUGUCGCACGCUCUUUGUACACACAUCCGGGUUGACGGAUUUGGCUACCUGUUGUGAUAAGCUGAGUGUCGCGAUAUUUUUACGCCAGCCCUUUAUAGGCCUCGAGGUCAUCCCCUGAACAAUAAAGACGUUUUAAGUACUAUAAUUAACCACCUGCUCGAAGUCUGCUCGCCGUCAAGCCGAUGCCACUUCCGACAGCAUCCGCCUCCAGCGACGCAACCAAGAACCAAGUCACCCAAACCAUCACAAAGAAACUUCACUUGGAGCUCUAACUAUUCGGUGAUUUCUCUUUGUGUGGCGGUGUCCUAUAGUUACAGCACUUAUAGUUGAGGGAUCGUCCAUGUGAGUAGAAAUGUGUCACGAGCUCACUCCUUGCUUAGUUCGUACCUGGUUGAUGAGCUCGAACAUGUUGAGGUGCUACAGAUGAUAUAAAUGCUUGUUUUUUUGGCUAGGUCGUAAGCGUUCGCAAGCAAGUCAAUGAGUAAAUACUGAAGUUUUCAUAUAAAUUGUCGCUUGCAAUAAUAUUUCACUAGCUGCCGCUAUUGUCGCGAAGUCACACAAGCCCUCACGGAAUCCAAUCAAGCUCAUUGCACUGGUGCACCUGAACAAGCCAAGCUCGUCUAUCGCUACAUCUCAAUCUGACCAAAUGAUUCACUGGCCGCACUGGUUGGUUGAUAGUCCUGAAGUGGUUAAAUAUUUUUCGCCGUAGUCUUCACCUGAUAAGAAACAAAUUGCUUCAGCUAAGCUAUCUCCGAAGCUAUUGAUAGCAUGUUUGAUAGCUCUUCGCAGCUCUUGAUCGCAAAGAGAGAUAGUUUAUUUGAAAGAAGGCAGAGACGUUGGCCUGAGCUAAAGCGCUCUAGCCUGCUACUCUGCACAGGGGGGAGGGGGAACGGGGACAUAAAGGUGUGAUGAGGGACGAUGACAACAAACGUGCUCAUAAAUGCUGAGCGCAGGCUUUUCCCUCUACCUCCUACAAACAGCCAGAGACUCAAAUACUGAUUACAUAAUAUUCAGCUGAGUCAAAUAAGGAAACAAGUUUCAUGCCGGAACAGGGCCCUCUUAUUGCAACCACGCUAGGGAGAACUCUAUCAAAUUUUUGCAUACCUGAAUACUUGGUACUUGUUAAUCAACUACUUUAUAUAUGCAAGCCAUGUAUAAUACUGUAUGUCUAUUUGAUUUUGUCAAAUAUUUGGCCAGAUCGGCUAUAUAUACAUAUAGCCCAUCUACAUUACGCAAAAUAUUUCUGCGUGCCUCACUGCAGGUAAUAAAUUUGUAUAUACGUUCC
Molecule: messenger RNA, 5926 nt
Organism: Dermacentor albipictus
Lineage: Eukaryota; Metazoa; Arthropoda; Arachnida; Ixodida; Ixodidae
Source: RefSeq, a predicted model, not a curated record